AUGGAGAAUUUGAAUGUAUAUGUAGUUGGUGAAGUUGGACAUCCUAAAGCGAAAGUUAUUCGUAUUGUGCACAUUUCAGAUACAAGGGGAGCACAUGAUGCCUUUACAGAAAAUAUUCCGCGAGGACAUAUACUGAUUCAUUCUGGUGAUUUUACGUCUCAUCCACCUUCACUCAGUCUCCGUCUUUCAACAUGGUGCAAGAGUAUAGCUGGUAAACUCCCUCAGUUUAAGAAGCGUCAUUCAUCACCUGUUAAGAACUGGAAGCAGCAAAUCAAAGAAAUUGAUAACUUUUUUGCCCAACAGCCCCAUGAUUUUAAAAUAUUCGUUCCCGGUUGCUGGGAGACAUGGUAUUCUGAUUCAUCUGGUGACUGUCCUACUCCUGAAAACAUCCAGUCUCAUUUAACAUCGGCUAUCUAUCUUGAAGACUCCUGGUGUCAAGUCUUUGGACUGACAAUUUAUGGCAUUCCUUGGACUGCAGCUGAUGAUUUAAGACCAGAAGAUGGAGCAUUUGUACAGAGGCAUUUAAGUCAUUAUACAAAAUUUAAACUUAAGCCUUCAACUAGCUGCUUACGAAUUCCUGAUAAAAUUAAUGGUCAAAAAUCAUCCAAACCUGCCAUUACUCCCUCUAGCCCAUAUCAGUCUAAGGGUUUUGUGCUCCCCAACAUUGAAGCUGUUUCUAAAAAGUGGAUGGAUAUUCCAGAUAAUACUGAUAUUGUUGUAACUCACAUGCCUGCAUGGCGUCCUGAACUUUACCCUCAUAUAGCUGAUCGUGUAAAACCUGUGUUACACCUGUGUGGUCACGAUUUUGCUGGAUAUGGAGUAAUGUGGAAAAAAGGAACACUCUUUUGUAAUGCUGCUUUACAGCUUACCUCAACAUUUCCAUCUACUGGUUUACCACAGCGUCGUUCUUCAAAAACAGUUAAACAUAAGUCACAUGAUUCUAAUGAGUGCUUUUAUGCACUUGGUGAUUUUCGAGAACCCCCACUGUACACCGCAAAACCAAAUGGUCGACCUCGGCCUCCAAGAUGGCAACGAGGUCUACCAAAACAAUUAUCGCGUCUAUUUUCAAAUAAUCAAAGUUCCACUGGUUGUUCAUUUUUCCGGCAAACUCGUACACUCAGUUCUAUGGUAGUUACUCCAACACAGAGUUCCAAGGCUGCUGUAGCUCACACGAAUGCUGAUAUUGGAUUUAUCUAUGAUCCAGAUAUGCGUGCGGGGAUUGGUGCAAUGGCUGUUAAUGAUCCAUCAUAUAGUGGUAGUACAAAUGUUAGAUAUACUAGUAGUGGAACUGGUUUAUCUGGCAGUAAUGUUUGCUCUUCUGCUUGUCGUCGCAGUCCUAUUGUUGUAGAUGUUUAUGUUGUUAAUGAUGAUCAAAGUGUCAUACUUCCUCCAUAUGCCAGUUCUCUUUUAACUAAUUUAAAUACUCAGGAAUGUACUAUUCAUGAAUAA
Molecule: messenger RNA, 1449 nt
Organism: Schistosoma turkestanicum
Lineage: Eukaryota; Metazoa; Platyhelminthes; Trematoda; Strigeidida; Schistosomatidae
Source: the annotation of a GenBank genome assembly